Molecule: messenger RNA, 3999 nt
Organism: Amblyraja radiata (thorny skate)
Lineage: Eukaryota; Metazoa; Chordata; Chondrichthyes; Rajiformes; Rajidae
Product: structural maintenance of chromosomes protein 6
Exons: 27
Coding region: 202-3513 (1103 amino acids)
Biological process (GO): double-strand break repair via homologous recombination
Cellular component (GO): nucleus; site of double-strand break; Smc5-Smc6 complex
Molecular function (GO): damaged DNA binding; single-stranded DNA binding; ATP hydrolysis activity
Source: RefSeq, a predicted model, not a curated record
AAAGCGGUUCACGGCGGCCGGGCGGGAGUGCGCACGCGCGUAUCCGUCGGGGAAAUUUUAAACAGGAUUUCGGCGGAAACGGGGGGAAGCCGUCGCUGCGAGCGGGCGAGCGAGUGAGUGUUGUUGUUGUUGUCGUCGCCGCCGCCGCCGGUACCAGGUGAACACACACACACACAAUCAAACAAGUUCUAGCUAUUUAAUAUGUCAAAACGAAAAGAAAAUGUUUCUGAUGGAAUGUUACCCACAAAAAGAAUCAAAACUGAAGUUGUGAAGGAAAAUGAUCCAGAUGAAGCCAACGGAGGUAAUUGGAAAGUUGCAGCGCAUAAUGGACAAAGUGGUGACUGUCUUCCAAGUUCACUCUUGAAUGAAGGUGAAGUAGGAAUAAUCGAAAGUAUUUCAUUGAAAAAUUUCAUGUGCCAUGCUUGCCUUGGACCUUUUAAGUUUGGACCAAAUGUAAAUUUUGUGGUUGGAAACAAUGGAAGUGGGAAGAGUGCCGUGCUAACAGCCCUCAUAGUGGGGCUUGGUGGGAAAGCAACUGCCACAAAUAGAGGAUAUUCCAUAAAAGGAUUUGUAAAAAGUGGUCAAAAUUCUGCAGAUAUUUCGAUAACAUUAAGAAACAGAGGACCCGAUGCUUUUAAACCUGAUAAAUAUGGGGAGGUUGUCAUUGUGGAGCAACAUAUUUCUGGGGAUGGAAUAAGGCAUUACAAAUUGAAAAGUCAAUCAGGUCACUUAGUUUCCACAAAGAAAGAAGAACUCAAUACAAUAUUGGACCAAUUCAAUAUCCAGGUAGAUAACCCAGUGUCAAUUUUAACACAGGAAAUGAGUAAACAUUUCUUGCAGUCCAAAAGUGAAGCAGAUAAAUAUAAGUUUUUCAUGAAAGCCACUCAAUUGGAACAAAUGAGAGAUGAUUAUUCCUACAUCAUGCGAAAAAAGGCCUUAACAAAUGAGAAAAUUGAAAAACAGGAUGAAAAUCUAUCGGAGUUAAAGGAUCAGGUUAAGGAAAAGGAGGAGCGUUAUAAAAGCCUUUCUUCACUGAAUGAAUUAUUGGAAAAACUGGAGCAACUUAAGAAUCAAAUGGCCUGGGCUUUGGUCAUUGAAAUUGAAAAGCAAAUGCAGCCAAUAAAGGAUCAUAUUAAAGUUGAGGAAAGUCGUACUAUCAAAUAUGAUCAGAAAAUAGAGGAAUGGCAGAUCAAGGUGAAUGAGACGGAAGAAAAUUUUGAGGCAACCCAGAAUCAAUUACUGAAAAUAACAGAGGAAGUUCAAAUAUUGCGACCACAGUGUACAACAUUAAAAGAAGAUGUGCAAGGAAAUAAUAAAACGUGCAAAGAAUCCGAGGCAACAUUCCAUCGCUACAGGACACAGCUGAAACAACUUGAGAAAGACCAUGAUCAGUUACAAAGGCGUAUUAAUGAACUGCGAAAUAGUGUCAACCAGAGUUCUGAGGCUGAUCUUAGAAAGCGACAAGAAAGAAUUAACAACCUGCAAGACCAAUUGAAAACACUGGAAGCACGAGAGACCAGUACCAUACAGCAGUUGGAACAGUUUCAGCAUGCAAUCAACAAAUCAAAAGAUGAACAUUAUAAACUUGGACGAGAAGAACAGGAUGCAAAAAAUUCUGUUGAAUCCAGAAAGAAGCAGCUGAACAACUUGAGAGCCAGCAGAACAAACCAGUUGAAAAGAUUUGGAGAGAGUAUUCCAGCAUUACUGGAAGCAAUAGAAGAAGCACAUCGACAGGGUCGUUUCAAGAAGAAACCAAUCGGCCCGUUAGGUGCUUGUCUCAGACUAAAAAAUCCUGAAUAUGCUUUGGCAGUUGAAAGUUGUUUAAAAUCGCUACCGCUUUCAUUUUGCUGUGAUAAUUACAGAGAUGAGCAGGUACUGCAGGCUUUGAUGUCUCGAUACUUCAACUCAGGAAAACGACCCCAAAUUAAUGUAUGUGAAUUUUCAAAUCAGGUGUACAACGUAAAAGACAGAGCUGCAUAUCAUCGUGACUUCCAGACAGUGCUUGAUGUCUUGGAAAUAGACAAUCCAGUGGUGGCUAACUGUUUGGUUGACAUGAGAGGUAUUGAAAAAGUUCUGUUGAUCAGUAACAACAGCAAAGCUCGUGAAGUUAUGCAGCAGCAAAGAGCACCCGUAAACUGCAGAGAAGCUUUCACUGCUGCAGGUGACCAGGUUUUUGCCAAUCGCUAUUACUCUUCUGAAAUGGACAGGGCAAGAUACUUGGGUAGUGAUGUCGAAGCGGAGAUCAGUCAGCUGGAAUUGGAAGUGAACAAUAAAAUGGCUCAAGUAUCACAUUUUCAGCAACAAUUGCAUUCAGUGGAGGAAGAAAUCAAAAUAAACGAGACUCAUAUGAAAACAAAACAAAUGCAAAUCAGAAAAAUCCAGGGGAGUGUGACAAAAAUAAAGCUAGAAAUCACGGAUUUAGAGAAUGUGGACGAACCUCAAUCUGUGGAUAUUUCCACACUAGAAGAAGAAAUGCAAGACAUAUGCCAAAGAAUAGAGUCACACAAGGAGAAGUUAGAGCAAGCCAGAAAGAAAAUGGAUGUACACCGAAAAAUACUGGAUGAGGCUGAACAGAAAUAUAAAGAGAUGAAGGAAAAGAUAAAUGUUAUAGCUGAAGAUGCAGAUCCAAUAAAGGAUGAAUUAAAUAAGAUCGACGCAGAGGUUGGAAAAUGUAAACAUCAUAAAAGACAUUACGAAGAGAAAAAAAGAGAACACGUGGAUGGGAUAGAUAAGUUAAAAGAAAAUUUGAAAAAUAAAGAAACUAUUUUAGAGGAGAAUACUGCUAAAGCCAAGCAGAUUUUUGCAGAACGGAUAGAAGUCACCAGGACUCCCAAAAGUAUUGACAUGGAGAUCAAUCGUCUGAGAGAGAGGAUCAACAGAGAACAAGAACGUCAUGGGAAUAAGGAAGAAAUAACAAGGCAGUACUAUGAUGUUUUGGAAACAUACAAGAAUGUCAAAAGCCAGAUCAAGAACUUGAAGAGAUUUAUGCAGCUGCUUGAUAAAAUAAUGGAGGAAAGGCACAAAGCAUAUAAAAUAUUUAGAAGAUACAUUUCUCUUCGCUGCAAGUAUUAUUUUGAUUCCAUGCUAUCUCAACGAGGCUACCAUGGGAAAAUGAGCUUUGAUCAUAAAAAUGCAACUCUUUCUAUUGCGGUUCAACCUGGUGAGGGAGACAAAGCGGCACUCAGUGACAUGCGCUCUCUUUCGGGAGGUGAACGCUCAUUUUCAACUGUAUGCUUCAUCCUUUCCCUUUGGGACACCAUGGAGUCGCCCUUCCGUUGUCUGGAUGAGUUUGAUGUUUAUAUGGAUAUGGUCAAUCGUAGGAUUUCAAUGGACAUGAUGCUGAAGGUAGCAGAUUCCCAACGUUAUCGUCAGUUCAUCUUUCUUACCCCACAGAGCAUGAGUUCUUUGCCUUCCAGUAGGCUAAUUAGAAUUCUUCGCAUGCAUGACCCUGAACGAGGACAGACCACAUUACCUUUUCGUCCACUGGAUCAAGCUGAAGACUCUGAUGAAUAAACAGCUGUUAACAAGAUAUAUCAGAAGCACUGAGUUACAUGUGUAUGAAGUGUUUAAGUGAAAUGGGUGUUUGCGUGUGUGCGCGCGUAUGUGGGUGCUUUUAAAUUGACUGAUAUAUGUUGGGGGUGGAUAAAUAUUACCAGAAUGAUUUUUGUAUUAAAUUAUGUCCCUAUCGUUCUUUUACUUGACAGCCCAAUUUUACUUAAAUUAUACCAGUGUAUGUUUAUAAUUCCAUUUAGUUCAGAAUAUAUUGAUCACCUGUGUAUUCUUUCAUACAACCUUUAUCGGUAUUAUAGGUACUUCACCAAAGAUUCUUACCAGCUUUUUUUAUUUACAUUGCCUAUGGGAGGGGAACAGUUUGGUGAGUUUUAUUAUCUUUCACUGAACAGAUAAACUAAUACAAUGGGUCAGUUGUGUAAAAAUAUAUUUCUCAGUUUCAAUCCUUUCAUAUCAAAUGUACAAUUAAAAAUAUUUGCCAUUUUUAUA